Molecule: messenger RNA, 2866 nt
Organism: Hemibagrus wyckioides
Lineage: Eukaryota; Metazoa; Chordata; Actinopteri; Siluriformes; Bagridae
Gene: rbm34
Product: RNA binding motif protein 34
Exons: 11
Coding region: 222-1529 (435 amino acids)
Molecular function (GO): RNA binding
Source: RefSeq, a predicted model, not a curated record
CCGACGGAAAGGAUAGCUGGCACGCGCGUGGAAACGUGUUUUGGUGGAGUGCAGCGAGAAAGCGGUCUGGUUUUAUGAGUUUUAUUGGCGUGACAAAAAAAGUAAAGGGCGAACGAUUUUCUCACUUUGUUAACUAGAUAUGUGUUUAUAAAUCAUUUCACUCAACGUUGCAUGUUAAACGUUAAUGUCCAAGUAGCUCUGAAAGAACUCGGGAAGAAAGCAUGAAGAAGAAGCACGCUGCAAGGAGCAAGGGGGUGGUUGCCGAUGCUACUGAGCAGAAGGGUUAUGUUGUCGGCCUGGUGUCAGACAGCCUGACUGCAGAUAAAACCACACCAGGGACUCUGUCUUCGCUGUUCUCAGUUGCAGCUAAAAAGAAUACACUGGUCUUCGUUCCAGCACCUAAAGAGACAAAGGCCAGUUCUGUUAAACAGGAAGCAGUCCGUGUGCCAGGCAGCGGAGAAGCGGUGAAACAGAAGAAGACGAAACAAAAAACAGCAGCUGAACAGAAGUUGGAGGACAGAGAAGAGGCUUUAAAAAAUGCAGACGACGCCGAAGAGGAAAAACGUCCAAAGAAAGCAAAGCGCAAAGCUCCAGAAACAAACGAUGAUGGAGAACUAGAAGAGGCGCUAACAGCAAAACGGCGUAAAGUUACCUGGAACAAAGCUGAAGAGAGAAUUAAACUGAAAAGAACCGUGUUUGUUGGCAACCUGCCUGUUAACUGCACAAAGAAGGAUUUGAAAAAGAUCUUCAAGGAUCUGGGAACCAUCGAGUCAGUGCGAUUCCGCUCAGUCCUUCGGGAAGAUCCAACAAUGUCCCGCAGGCUCGCUACCAUCCGACGCCAAGUCGACGCCAAACAAGCAAGCAUCAAUGCCUAUGUGGUGUUCAAGGAGGAGGACGGGGCAGCAAACGCCUUACAAAGGAAUGGAAUGGAGAUCAAGAAAGACAUUUACAUCAGAGUGGAUCGAGUUUCCCAGCACGGAUCACAUGACCAUAAGAAGUCUAUCUUUGUGGGUAACCUCCCCUAUGAUAUAAUGGAACUGUCUUUGCGCCAGCACUUUGAGGAGUGUGGUAAAGUCGAGGCUGUGCGAUUAGUGAGGGACCGAAAUACUGGAGUGGGAAAAGGCUUUGGUUAUAUUCUCUUUGAGAACACAGACGCCGUCAUGUUAGCGCUGAAGCUGAACGGUUCUCAGCUACUCGACCGGAAGAUCAGGGUGAAGCGCUCGGUGAAGAAGGAGAAGGUGAAAAACGAGAAUGAGAGGAGAGGAAGAGGCCCAGCAGGAAAAGGAGCCAAAGGGCAACACGGGCGAAAUGCAGCGAGGCAGAGAGGACCACAGUCUGGAAACUUUAAAGGACCCAAGCGUGCUGAACGCGGCAAACCCACUGGAAAGCCCUUCAAGAAACAUCCUGGGAUGGGCAACAAAACAUCAACCUCCUUCACCGGAAAUAUGGCAGAUCCCGUUUCCAAAAAGGGCAAAGGACUGCGAAAAAAGUUCAAACCAAAGAAAAAGUCUAAAUCUGUUCACAUUUAAUUCUUUUUUUUUGUUUGUUUUUUAAAUGUUGUUUCAUUGAGAUGAGUUAGACUGAAAGGUAACUGCAGAGACUCCCAUCAGAUUCAUCCAUUUGUUUAUUGGUUAAAAAAAAGAUUCCAUCAUAUUAAUGUUCUCAAUAAAAGCAAACACAAACACCUUCAAAUGUACUGCAGUAUCAGAUAAGUCAUACAGAAAGCUUACAGUGUACAAAAAAAAAAAUAGAUGAAUAAAAAUCUUGCUCUGAAGACGUAAGUCUGUACUACAAAACUCAGUUAAUUCACUGUAGAACUCUAGAGAUUCACAAAUAGAGUUAAUUUAAAUAGUGUUGAGCUCAGUGCUAGAUUCCUAGCAAAUCAAUUGAGCUCUGUAGUUCGUCUAGAGGUGUGUGUGUGUGGGUGGGUUAGGUUUGGGUUUUUUUUUUUUUUUUUUUUUAGGUUAAAUCCCCUCACUAUUUUUUUGAGCUGGGAAAAACCACACAGUAGCUGGAGUAUGUUUUGUGAGCAACAAUCCAGCCAACUUUGAGUUUAUAUGAUCUAUUAACUUUCUCCACAGAGAGUGAACUGUGUGGUCAGUGUUACAGAUUUAACCAGCAUGUGUCUAUGCUGAUUAAUCCAAAGUAAAUACUAUGGUUAACUCCUGUAAAGAAGCCAAUUUUUCUUUUAAACUCGAUGACUUGUGGGUUGAAAAGAAAUUUCCAAGUUUUCAAGGAAUGUUUGUCCCAGUUAGUUGUCUCAUUGCUGCUCGCCCCGGCAGACAUUUUUAAUCAUCACAUCCUGUUUGAGCUUAACUUAGCUGGGUCAAUUUCCCUAAAACAUAAUGAAAUAAACCACAAGGAUAAAGAAGAUAUUGAAGACAAACUUGGAGAUGAUGGUAAACGUAUGGUAAAAUAUGAGCACUGCACCACUGCCUGACUAGUUGAGGUUGAGACCCACUCCCAUUAGUUAAAAACCACAGUCCAGACACACACACACACCUCUACUCCCCUGCCUUCUUUCUUCUUUUUUUUUUUUUUCUCCCACAUGAAUGCAAACAUGAUUGAGGAAUAGUCCAGCGUUCUGAGCUUUGCUAACUCUACCGACCAUACGUUUGGGAUUUAUCCUACACAUACUUCAUCAGUUAACGAUGAAGUCUUCAGAAGAGUUAGCUUGGUAGUAGAAAGGGGAUUACGGGACGGACUCGGGUCGUGUAAACGUCGUCCGUGACACGGUAGCUUAUGAAUGUGCGUUGCAUAUUUGCUGACUUGGGUGGGGUUUUUUUUCCCCUUCCCUAAUAAAGAAAUCAGAAGAUCGGGUUUCGUUUUUCUCAGUUUAUACAACAUUCAAAAAAAAAAUGAAAAA